GCUGUUUUAACCAAAGCCACAGGCUGAACAUUAGUUAUUUAUUUUGUUGAGGGCCAACAUGGAAGUCAUCCCUUUUGGUUCCUGCUGUUUUGGUUUUUAAAACUCCUGUCUUCUAGUUCCUGUAAUGAAAUACAUCUUCAACCUCUAUUAUCAAUUCAUCCACCUUUGAAGAUUCAAAUUCAUGCUCGCUGACAAGAAGAAUAACAUGUUUUUGGAUGGUAAACAGUGUCUGUGUCCUGGCCGUGUCCCAAAACAGCAGGGAAUACUUCCAGCAGUUGUUCCAAAAGUUCAUCCUUCUGUUGUGACAAAGUAUCACAAAGUGCAGACUUUGAUCACAUUAUGGAGGAGGGCUAUGAACUUGACCUAACUUACAUCACGGAGCGGAUCAUUGCUGUGUCCUUUCCUGUGAGCUGUUCAGAGGAAACGUACCUGCACAACCUGCAAGAUGUAACCCGAAUGCUUAAAUCUAAACAUGGAGAUAACUAUCUGGUGUUAAACCUUUCUGAAAAAAGAUAUGACCUUGCCAAACUCAACCCAAAGAUAAUGGAUGUGGGGUGGCCUGAUUUGCAUGCCCCUCCCCUGGAUAAGUUGUGCACCAUUUGCAAGGCCAUGGAGUCAUGGUUGAACAGUGACCCUCAGCAUGUGGUAGUGAUUCAUUGCAGGGGUGGAAAAGGAAGGAUAGGCAUAGUGAUAUCAUCAUAUAUGCAUUUCACCAAUGUUUCUGCAAGUGCUGAUCAGGCUUUAGACAGAUUUGCUAUGAAGAAAUUCUUCGAUGAUAAAGUUUCAGUGUUAAUGCAGCCAUCCCAGAAAAGAUAUGUGCAGUUCUUAAGUGGCCUUCUGUCUGGAUCUGUGAAAAUGAACACCACCCCGCUCUUCCUACACUUUGUCAUCAUUCAUGGCAUCCCAAGCUUUGAUGCUGGAGGAGUGUGUCGGCCCUUUUUGAAACUGUACCAGGCUAUGCAACCCAUUUAUACAUCAGGAAUAUAUAGCUUAGGUCCAGAAAAUCAAAGCAGGGUUUGCAUUGCUAUUGAGCCAGCCCAACUACUGAAGGGAGACAUUAUGCUGAAGUGUUACCACAAAAAAUAUCGAUCAGCCACUCGUGAUGUGAUUUUUCGCCUGCAGUUUCAUACAGGUGCUGUCCAAGGUUAUGGUCUUGUGUUUGGCAAAGAGGAUUUGGACGAUGCUAACAAAGAUGACCGUUUUCCUAAUUAUGGAAAGAUUGAAUUGGUAUUUUCAGGAACCCCAGAGAAAAUCCAAGGAUGUGAACACCUACAGAAUGACCAUGGAGUGAUAGUUGAUUACAAUACCUCUGAUCCGCUGAUACGCUGGAACUCCUAUGAAAACAUGAGCCCAGAUGGGGAAGUGUUACAUACUCAGGGUCCCAUUGAUGGCAGUCUUUAUGCUAAAGUGAGAAAAAAGAGCUCCUCAGAUACCAGUGUCCCAACUGGAGCCCAGGGCAUCCCAACGAUCAGCAGUCCUGAUCACAGUGAUCAUACACUGUCUGUCAGCAGUGAUUCAGGACACUCAACAGCUUCCAUCCGGACAGACAAGACUGAGGAGCGUCUUGCAUCAGGAACUAAACGGGUUUUGAGCCCACAAGAGAAAGCAGAGCUGGACCAACUCCUUAGUGGCUUUGGCCUGGGAAGCGUGGUCAGUCCCCUCAAGGAUAUGACUGAUGCCCAAAGCAAGUACAGUGGGACUCAUCACAUAGUGCCAGCUCAGAUCCAUGUAAACGGAGUCUCCAAGCUCAAGGAUCGGGAGACGGACAUUCUCGAUGAUGAGAUGCCCAACCAUGAUCUUCACAGUGUAGACAGCAUUGGGACUCUGUCCUCCUCUGAGGGGCAGCACUCUGCCCACCUGGGAAACUUCAACUGCCACAAGAGCAGCCAGAAUUCACUGUUGUCAGAUGGGUUUGGGAGCAAUACAGGGGAGGACCACCCCACUACCCUGGCCCCUGAUUUGGGAAUAGGUGUGGACCCCCUGUAUGAGAGAUCGUUUGGAAGCAGUGAACCAAAGCAAUCCCAGCAGCUGCAAAGGAAUCCUCCUGUCACUGGCCAGCCUCAGGUUUAUGGCCGAAGCAGCUACUCAACUCAGACCUGGGUGCGCCAACAGCAAAUGGUCACUGCUCACCAGUACAACUAUACCCCAGAGAGUGAAAUGAGGCUUGGUAUUCCUAGCUCUGUAGAGGGCUCAGGCGGUGUGCAAAGCCCACACAGAGUCCCAGACACCCCGGCCCGGGGGUCCAGCAGCAGAGAUGCUGUGCAGAGGGGAUUAGGGACUGUGCCAGGUCCCAGUGGAGUGACAGAGCACCCUGUAAAUGAGACUUUUAAAUCAAGAUUAGUAGUGGAGAAAGAUACAAAUGGUCUGGAGCUGGGCUUGAAUGCAGAAUGCUUGACAUCAUCCCCUACACUGGAUAUUGAUCAGUCAAUUGAGCAGCUGAACAGGCUGAUCUUGGAGCUGGAUCCUUCGUUUGAACCUAUCCCAACCCGCAUUAACAGCAUCUCCAGGGACACGAGUCAAGUGAAUGGUUUCACCAGCCCUACUAUGGAUGGGGGAAUGCUCAGCGUGAGUCCUGGGAUCCAUGAGAAAGUAGAGCUCCCUAACAGGAACUUCUCCUGCCAUAUGCCAGGUUCACAAGAAGAUGAUACGUCAGGGGGAAGAAUCAGGAAGUUAAGUCUUGGACAGUAUGACAAUGAUGUUCCAGAACAGCUAUCAUUUACGAAGUGUGGAUGGAUGAAGUCUACUGCUGUAGACCCAGCUGUAAAUCCAGGAUCACUAAUUGCUGUAGGGGAGACUAAAGAGAAAUGUGUGGCACGUUAUCAAGAAGGCCUUGAUGAGGUUGAUUGUGAAAUCUUCUCUCCAACCAAAAAUGGGAAUGAACCUGUCCCACCUAUCCCAGCUUUUCCACUGUCACCUGAGACACCAUAUGUGAAAACUCCUCCAUAUUACCAUCAAGUGACUCCAUCAGGCCAGCAGAUCAAUAGCCUACCUGAACUGUACAGAAGCAGUCAUGAAUCUCGAAGUUACAAAGAAGGCCUUAACCAUACUGUUGUGACAUCUGACAGUACCAUGGGCACCAAUCCUGCUUUGCUGAGGACUGACAUACAGAUGGCUUCUUCCUGUCAGCGGCCUUUUGCAUCUACAUGCACCAUUUCAAAUAACAGCCCUAUCCCACAGGAACAACGCCCUCAUGCAACUGAACACUCUUGGCUGAGCAGCCAAAGACCGACCCAUUCACCCCAGCUUUCAAUGAAGGGUAACAACAGACCAACAGGAAGUUAUCUUUUGCCCUCAGAAUUUUCAAGCUCUGUGCAGGAAGACUCGCUCUUGUCCCAUUUCCCGUCCCCAGGCCUGCAAGUUAUCUCCUUGAGCAGCCAAGAAAAUUCAUCAUCAGAGCAGCAACAAGAACCUUCUGCCAAAACCAGUGCCCGGACUUACCUGAACUAUGGUGGAGCCAGUGUAGGCAGCAGCCCUUCCUUGGAGGAGAAACAGGCUACUUUCAUGGUCAACAGCAACAGUUCUCCCAAAACUAUGAGCUCACCACUGGCAAGUGAAGAAGACAAUGGAUUUUUGGAACACAACUUUCUUACAAUGACCACUGGACAUAACAGCCAGAACAGCACGACUCAGCAGAAGCACGGAAUGAAUCUGCACCCCCAACCACCUCUUCCAGAGAAGAAGAGGUCUUCUGAAGGAGAACGUUCCUUUGGUUCCAUCUCCCCUUCUUCCAGUGGCUUCUCCAGUCCCCACAGCGGGAGUACAAUCAGCAUCCCAUUUCCAAAUGUCCUGCCAGACUUUUCUAAAGUUUUAAGUACUUCCCCUGUGCCAGACAGUACAACUGAUAAGCAUGUGACUGUAAAAUUUGUCCAAGACACAUCCAAGUUCUGGUACAAGCCAGAUAUUUCAAGAGAACAAGCCAUUGCUGUUCUUAAGGACAAGGAACCUGGGUCAUUCAUUGUUCGAGACAGCCACUCAUUCCGGGGAGCCUAUGGCCUUGCAAUGAAAGUUGCUACACCCCCUCCUUCAGUGCUGCAGUUGAACAAGAAAGUUGGGGAUUUGUCAAAUGAACUAGUAAGGCAUUUUCUGAUUGAGUGCACCCAUAAGGGAGUUCGAUUGAAAGGAUGCCCAAAUGAGCCAUAUUUUGGGAGUUUGACAGCUUUGGUGUAUCAACAUUCCAUUACUCCUUUGGCAUUGCCCUGCAAACUACUCAUCCCAGACAGAGACCCAUUGGAGGAGAUAGCAGAAACUUCUCCACAGACUGCAGCAAACUCAGCAGCUGAGCUCCUAAAGCAGGGUGCAGCAUGCAAUGUCUGGUACCUGAAUUCUGUGGAAAUGGAGUCUCUUACAGGCUACCAGGCAGUGCAGAAAGCCCUGAGCAUGAUGUUGAUACAAGAUCCUCCUCCCAUCUCUACUGUGGUUCAUUUCAAGGUGUCUGCCCAAGGGAUCACACUGACGGACAAUCAGAGAAAACUCUUUUUCCGGAGGCAUUAUCCUGUCAAUACUGUUAUUUUUUGUGCUUUGGAUCCACAGGACAGAAAGUGGAUGAAAGAUGGCCUUUCAGCAAAAGUGUUUGGAUUUGUGGCAAAGAAGCAAGGCAGUCCCACAGACAAUGUGUGCCACCUGUUUGCAGAGCAUGAUCCAGAACAGCCCGCCAGCGCCAUUGUGAACUUUGUGUCAAAGGUUAUGAUUGGUUCCCAGAAGAAGAUUUGAAGCCUUCCCGGCCUGCAGUCCAGAGCUCUUUGCUGACUCCAGGGAAGGCGAUACAGGGGUAAAAGCAUAUUUGGGAAUAUGCAGCUACUUCAUCUGACCCUAACCACUCCUCAGCUGCUACACCUUUCGCUGAAGGAAAGCAGAGGACAGUUCUGUCUCGCUAACAGCACAGAGAGUGUGCUCCUUUCUUUAAAGACAUUUCUGAUCUAUCAAAACAUUGGGUUUUUCUAUCAAAGGCAGAGUUGCAAACUGAACAAGUUGAGUAUCACCAAAAGUCAUGUAGCCCACGUCUAAAUUAAAUGUAGAAGACUUUCCAGCAAAGGGAUUUUAAUGUAUUUUCUUUUCUCAAAAAAAAGCAUUUGCCCACUCAUCAGAUCAUGCUAUUUUUAUGCUGAAAAAAUGUUAGAACCACAUAUGUUCUCUUAUACACUUGCCACAAUCGCAUCAAUGGUAGCUAUGGCCCAUGCAAACAGAUGUUCUUAAGAGAAUGGGGGUCUGUGAAGGACCAUUUGCUCUUCCCUUCAUCUUUAUACAGUAAUAGUGGGAGCUGAACUUGGAAGGUGCAAGAUAUAGGUUAGGUGCAGGUUAGUGCAAGGUAAUUUCUUCUAAGGGUGCAGAGGCAUGGCAUUUUCAGGGCAUAUGGCUAGGUUUGUGUGUGAGGAAAGCUGAGAUUUUUAGUUUGUGUAAUUUUAAAGCAGAGGAGCUGACCAAAAAAAAGGUUGUGCAGAAAAGUAUUCCGUGACUGGAUUUUUUUUUAUUAUUAUUAUUUUUAUACAAAAAGGUAAGCAGGGAAGAUCUCUAUUUUAAUAAUUGCAGGAUAAAAAUGAGGGAAAAGCAAAGAAGAAAAUGAUUUUGUAUAAUUUAUAUAUUUUUGCUGGUGCCAGAUUAUUUAUAGUAGACCUGAGAUCUCAAUAUACUAUAUGGAUAUUCUUAUACUAGUGCCAUUGUUCUGCUUGGCUUUUCUAAUACUAUUUUGCCAAAUAUAGCAUGUUGCAUGUGCUUUGCUGUAGUGAGUAGAGUUUCAUAUUCUAAGUCUUGUCUUACAGUGUUAAACCACGUCCCAUCUCCCAUCCUUCCAGAACUAAUGUUUUGACUAUGACAUAAGCUGUCCCGCCCCGUAGUUACUUACGGUCAUUCUUUCAGAAAAUUUUUUCUUUUUUUUUAUUUGUAUGGACUGUAUUUAAGUUUUAUAGCUGAAUUUUUAAAUAAUUUCUUGAGCCAAGAUAUCUAAAGGGAAAAAUAUAUUUUGUUACUUUACCCCAUUUCUAAGAGCUUUCAUAUCAUUAUUUGAAAAUCUGUCAGAUGUAUUUCAUAUGAUCUUAUAACCCAGUGUAGAGUACCCAGGUAUAUUUAUAAAGGGAUAAGCAUUCUAGAUACCUAAGUUUUACUCGGACUGUAGUUAGCCUUCAUGAUGGGUAAAGUACUACAGACUAUGGCAGGUUACUUGGGAUAACCCCAGUAAGAGAGAGGCUCCAUUUGAAGUCCAUAGUAAAAUAUACAUGUACUCCAAAGGGAA
Molecule: messenger RNA, 6226 nt
Organism: Gavialis gangeticus (Gharial)
Lineage: Eukaryota; Metazoa; Chordata; Crocodylia; Gavialidae
Gene: TNS3
Product: tensin 3
Exons: 28
Coding region: 340-4710 (1456 amino acids)
Biological process (GO): dephosphorylation
Molecular function (GO): phosphatase activity; protein binding
Source: RefSeq, a predicted model, not a curated record